AACUAAGAAGAAGAAGAAGAAGAAGAAGAACUGAUGAAAGUGGGUGUGUUGAGGCGCGUGCACGGACAGCAGUGCGUUUCCGCGAGGGAUUAACUGAAAUCGGGAGCAAAAACGGAAAGAGCAGGAUAAAGCAAAAAAGACCCAAAUUGAAGCUGCUUUGAACAAGUCCGACCGGAAAUCUGUCGAAAAUUACCGGAAACUGUGGAGGGGAACUUUUCCAUGAACUGCGUUAGUCUUUUGACCCACGCACACAAGUUGCGUUCCAGAGCUGAGGAGCACAGAGACUGAAGGCUCUGUUCCCCGUGGUGACGAGACGGGCACAAGGAACAAUAAGACGAGUGGCAGAUGAGGACCUGAGGGAACGGGAAGCAGUGGAGAUGUGAAGCAGAUCACACAGGCUCUACCUUCCAACAUGCCUGUGGACAUGGCCAUCAGGAUCUGCCUUGCUAGCUCUCCUCCACUGCACUCCUUCCUCAGUAACCAUGACAACCAUCUUUACACGCCAGCCUCUGUGUCACCACACUGUCAACCACUGCGACCCUGUCUGUCUUCCGAAUGCUGCGCCACUGUUGUCAUCGCAACCAAGGAUGCAACAUGCAUGUCUGUGGAGAGCAGUGACCAGGUGAGGGGGAAGAGCCAGAAGAAAAGUGUGGUAUUUGCAGACUCUCAGGGUUUGGCACUCACCACCGUCCACAUGUUCUCUGAGACUGUGGACGAGCAGCUGGCUGAGCUGAAGUUCCACCUGACGGAGAUAGAGGACAACACCGAGAAACUCUACCUGGGAGACAACAAAGAUUCACCAACUUCUGGUUUGGGUCUGGUUCUGGAUUUUACCCCACCAGCUGCAGACUAUCUGGAUCUGAGGAACCGGCUUAAAGCUCAACAUGUUUCUCUAGAGACCUGUUCUGUACAGGAAAACCUCCUUUCUGGUACCAUUCAGGUCCAAAACAUCUGCUUUGAGAAGUCUGUUUUAGUCCGGAUCACCUUCGACUCAUGGACGUCCUUCCAGGACAUUGAGUGCCGGUACUUGAAUAACGUCUAUGGCUGCCCCGACACAGACACCUUUGCCUUCUCUGUUGCAGUGCCGCAGAACCUGGACUCCUCCUACAGUGUGGAAUUCUGCAUCCAGUACCAGACAGAAGACCAGACCUUCUGGGACAACAACCUGGGGAACAACUACUGCCUAAUGACUGUAAAGCUGAACGGCUCUUCAAACCAACUCCCUGAAAGGAGCUCUGGACUGGAGACCCGGAGGGAUAGAGAGAAGAUGGAUGAGAUGGAGUUUGACCCGUUAGGAAGUCCCAGGACCUCCGCAAGCAUUUUCUCUGAGUGGCAAAGCUGGAGUCAUUUUGAGACCAGCGCCCCCUACUGGUGA
Nematolebias whitei (Rio pearlfish) is the source of this 1375-nucleotide messenger RNA. RefSeq names its product protein phosphatase 1 regulatory subunit 3C-like. Gene Ontology annotation, cellular component: protein phosphatase type 1 complex. Lineage: Eukaryota; Metazoa; Chordata; Actinopteri; Cyprinodontiformes; Rivulidae. Bases 413 to 1375 code for a protein of 320 amino acids. The record is from RefSeq and is a predicted model, not a curated record. Gene Ontology annotation, biological process: regulation of glycogen biosynthetic process. The transcript has 4 exons. Gene Ontology annotation, molecular function: glycogen binding; protein phosphatase 1 binding.